AUGUCUCUCCCAAACCCCGUCCCCAUCGCCCUCUGCGGCAAGAGCCAAACAAUGGCCACCAAUUUCAGCGACGCCCUACUGCCCCAAGGCUACAAGGUCGUGCACACCUGCAACGACCUCUCCACCGCAAAAUCCACUUUACCUUCUGUGCUCUCUUCCUCCACUGGCCCCGUUGCCGUCGUAAUCGGCAAAGGCUUUUACGAAUCCGAGAUGCAGGAAAUCAUCCAACAUUGCAAUAGCGAAAAGGGCUCUGCAAAGACGGUGUGGUUGCUUCCUGAUGAUGACAAGUUUACGGCGUUCAUGAAGGUCAAGGCUGUGGCGAGUGCGGGAACCAUGUUGCCCGGUAUGAUUGCUGAGAGAGCGGCGGAGGCGUUGAAGGAGAAUGGUGUUGUGGGAGGUGGUAGUCUUGAGGGUGUUAAGAGUGGUGUUCAUGGAUUUUAG
Molecule: messenger RNA, 441 nt
Organism: Aureobasidium musti
Lineage: Eukaryota; Fungi; Ascomycota; Dothideomycetes; Dothideales; Saccotheciaceae
Source: the annotation of a GenBank genome assembly